Molecule: messenger RNA, 308 nt
Organism: Funneliformis mosseae
Lineage: Eukaryota; Fungi; Glomeromycota; Glomeromycetes; Glomerales; Glomeraceae
Source: the annotation of a GenBank genome assembly
AAGAGACUCCUUUGGAAGAGAAUCCUGAAGACACCGAUUUGAAAUUUCGAUAUGAUUUGCUUUCUGCUGAUCAUGAACAUUUAAAAAAAUUAUUAACUCAAUAUUCUUCUCUCUUAUCUCAGAAACAUGAUAUUAAAUUUGUUUGUUCCUUAUUAAAGAAUUCGGUGAUGGAUUCUGAACGAUUACGCCGACGCAUCAAGUUUCUUUACGACCAGUUGAUUGAAAAUGGAGAACUUUAUAAUUUUAAUGUAGAACUUAAACCUCCUCAUGAUGAAUCUACAGGCGAUGAAUCCUCUCAAUUUCUUUAA